CUCUGGCCUGUAAGACCCUCGCAGCGGCACGGUUCUCCUCUGCUGCCCGCCGCCUGCCGCCAUGGACGUGUACCCCCCGCACCGGCUGGGGUUGCCCCGCGCGUGGUCUCCUGGCGGUCCCGGCCGCGGGUCGCACUCCGUCAGCUGUAGCCGACUCCGCCAGGUUCAGAGUAUCCUGACCCAGAGCAGUAAGUCUAGACCGGACGGGAUCCUCUGCAUUCUAGGAAUUGAUAGCAGGUACAAUGAAGGCUGCAGAGAGCUUGCAAAUUAUCUUCUGUUUGGUUUGUACAAUCAGAAUACCAGUGAUUUUGAGAAAACGGGGUUUUCUGAAGAAGUUCUAGAUGAUAUAAUUAUAUUGAUUAAAUCAGACAGUGUACAUCUGUACUGUAAUCCUGUAAACUAUCACUAUCUCUUACCCUGUGUGGCACAUUGGAGAAAUCUGCAUUUCCACUGCAUGACCGAAAAUGAGUAUGAAGAUGAGGAAGCUGCAGAAGAAUUUAAAAUUUCCAGCUUUGUGGACAUGGUUCGAGACUGUAGUAGAAUUGGCAUUCCUUAUAGCUCCCAAGGUCACUUGCAGAUAUUUGAUAUGUUUGUAGUGGAGAAAUGGCCAAUUGUACAGGCCUUUGCACUUGAGGGUAUUGGAGGAGAUGGAUUUUUUACCAUGAAAUAUGAGUUGCAGGAUGUGAGUCUGAAUCUAUGGAAUGUCUACAGCAAAAUGGAUCCUAUGUCUCUGGAGAGUUUGCUUUCAGAAGAGUUGGUGGCUUUUGAACAUCAGUGGGCUAGCUUCUUUGCUAAUUUUGACACAGAAAUUCCUUUCCUGCUGGAACUUUCUGAAUCUCAGGCGGGUGAGCCAUUCAGAAGUUACUUUAGUCAUGGAAUGAUCUCCAGCCAUAUAACUGAAAACAGCCCUAAUAGACAACCAUUUGUUCUCUUCGGUAAUCACUCCACUCGAGAAAACUUGAAUGCUGGCAGCUUUAACUUCCCCUCUGAAGGGCACCUGGUACGCAACACUGGUCCCAGUGGGAGCUUUGCCAAACACAUGGUAGUACAGUGCAUCUCACCAAAGGGACCCCUUGCUUGUUCAAGAACGUACUUUUUUGGAGCUACUCACAUUCCUUACUUGGGUGAGGACAGCAAGCUGCCUAAGAAAACUGAACAAAUUAGGCUCUUGUCCCAGGUAUAUGCUGCUGUGAUUGAGGCUGUUUUGGCUGGCAUUGCAUGUUAUGCUAAAACUUCCAGUCUAACAAAGGCCAAGGAGGUAGCUGAACAGACCAUGGGAUCUGAGUUAGAUUCCUUUGAGUUGGUGCAGUUUAAGGCAGCCCUACGCUCUAAGAUGACUUUUCAUAUACAUGCUGUGAAUAAUCAGGGAAGAAUCGUGCCUCUGGACAGUGAAGAUAGCUUAUACUUUGUGAAGACGGCUUGUAUGACUGUCUAUGACAUUCCUGACUUGCUGGGCGGAAGGGGAAGCUUAGGGUCUGUGGUCUUCUCAGAAUCAUUUUUGACAUCUCAGAUCUUGGUUAAAGAAAAUGAUGGCACUGUGAACACAGAAACCAGCUCCAUAGUCCUGACCGCAGCCAUUCCCCGAUUCUGCUCCUGGCUGGUAGAAGAUAAUGAAGUAAAAUUGUCUGAGAAAACCCAGCGAGCAGUGAAGGAGGAUGAUUGUUUCCUGGGCACUUUUCUAACAGGAGGAGAAGGAGCAUAUCUUUAUUCCAGCAAUGUAGAAUCCUGGCCUGAGGAAGGGAAAGUAUAUUUCUUCUCUAGAGGCCUUCUGUUUUCUCACCGUCAUCAUGGAAGUAUUAUCAUUUCCAAGGAUCACGUGAAUUCCGUUUCAUUCUAUGAUGGGGAUUCCACCAGUGUUGUUGCUGCCCUUCUGAUAGAUUUUAGAAGCUCAUUACUUCCUCAUCUUCCAGUUCAUUUCCAUGGUUCAAGCAAUUUUCUGAUGAUUGCCCUUUUCCCCAGAUCAAAGAUAUACCAAGCAUUUUACUCAGAGGUCUUCUCCCUCUGGCAACAGCAGGCUAACUCAGGGCUGUCUUUAAAAGUGAUCCAGGAAGAUGGAUUAUCUGUGGAACAAAAGAGAUUACACUCCAGUGCACAGAAGCUCUUCAAUGUCCUGAGCCAUUCUGCUGGGGAGAAACGAAGUCCUCUAAAGCUACUCUCAGCCAAACUCCCAGAGCUGGACUGGUUUCUCCGGCAUUUUGCCAUCAGCAGCAUUAGUCGGGAGCCUGUGAUGAGGACCCAUCUCCCUGUCCUGCUCCAGCAAACUGAAAUCAGCCCUACUGACCAAGUAGAAAAUGACAAGGUGGUUAUCAGCAUUGUAACUGGUCUUCCGGGAUGCCAUGCUAGUGAGCUCUGUGCUUUUCUGGUUACUCUGCAUAAAGAAUAUGGCAGGUGGAUGGUGUAUCGCCAGAUCAUGGACGGCUCUGAGUGUUUUCAUGCUGCCCACUUCCAGAAGUACCUUUCCAGUGCCCUGGAAGCCCAGCGGAAUCUCUCUGCCCGCCAGUCAGCCUACAUCCGCAAGAAGACCAGGCUGCUGGUGGUGUUACAAGGCUACACAGACAUUAUUGAUGUUGUCCAAGCCCUGCAGACCCAUCCAGACUCAAAUGUCAGGUCGUCCUUCAUCAUUGGUGCCAUCACCGUGUGUGUGGAGCCCCUGAGCUGCUACAUGGAGCACAGAUUUCUCUUUCCGAAAUGUCUUGACCAGUGUUCACAAGGCCUGGUGAGUAAUGUGGUGUUUACCAGUCAUACCACGGAGCAGAGGCACCCUCUCCUUGUUCAGCUGCAAAGCCUCAUCAGGGCUGCCAAUCCUACCGCAGCCUUCAUUCUUGCAGAAAAUGGGAUUGUUACCAGGAAUGAAGACAUUGAGCUGAUUCUGUCAGAAAACAGUUUUUCAACUCCUCAGAUGCUACGAUCUCGAUAUUUAAUGUACCCUGGCUGGAAUGAAGGUAAAUUUGAUACUGGAUCAGUCUUUCCACUAAUGGUUCAGAUCUGUGUAUGGUUUGGUCGUCCCUUGGAGAAGACUCGCUUUGUGGCCAAAUGUAAAGCAAUUCAGUCCUCCAUGAAGCCAAGUCCCUUCUCUGGAAACAUCUACCACAUCCUGGGCAAAGUGAAGUUUUCAGACUCUGAGAAGACCAUGGAGGUCUGCCACAACACUCUGGCCAAUUCCUUGAGCAUCGUACCAGUUUUAGAGGGACCCACACCACCACCCAACUCCCGAGGCACACCUCAAGACAGCAGCGGGCAGCAGGAGUGCUACCUUGUGUUCAUCGGCUGCUCCCUGAAGGAAGAUAGCGUCAAGGACUGGCUGCGGCAGUCUGCCAAGCAGAAGCCUCAGAGGAAAGCCCUGAAGACCAGGGGGAUGCUGACCCAGCAGGAGAUCAAGAACAUCCAUGUGAAACGCCACCUGGACCCCCUACCUGCAGGCUAUUUUUAUAAUGGCACCCAGUUUGUCAAUUUCUUUGGUGACAAGACGGAUUUUCACCCACUCAUGGACCAGUUCAUGAAUGACUACGUGGAAGAAGCUAACCGGGAAAUUGAGAAGUAUAACCGUGAGCUGGAGCAGCAGGAAUAUCAUGAUCUCUUCGAGCAGAAGCCUUAGAGGAAGGCUGCAGAAUGUCCACUCUGGAAAUGGACAAAACUGGGUGUCUUAGCCUUGGUUCCUCUGGAGGCCCCUCCCUGCAGGGGCUGUAUUUGUUCUCUUUGGCCUUUGUGUGCUGGCCUGAGUGCAUGUUGUCUUUAUUCUCUCUACAGCGCUGAAGAGCAUCACCUGCACCACUGAUUGGGGGGGAGGGGGGCCUCAUGGAACAUGAGCAGACAGGUACUGCACUGUGUGUGUGGCUGGCAGUCCAGGACCUCUAGGUCUCUGAUAACAGUAUCUCCUUUGGGCUGUUGAGCCACUGUGCUAGGGUGGGGGGAAGCAUUUGGAUUGCACAGAGUAGCUGCUAGGAUGCAGAAGGAACCCUAGCUACCCAAACUGGAGCCACCCUUGGGGAGGGCCAGGCCACCAAAGAUCUCAGGCCUCAAGCUGCUACCCCAGAAGAGCCCUGUCCUUGCCGGUCAGGCCCCUUGCAUUAAAGGAGCUGGCACUGCUGGCCCUGGGCUCAGUCCUGGGGGAGCAGCACAAGCCUUGCCCCAGCCCAACCCACAGAGUCAGCUUGGGCUGAGAUCAAUAUCUUGUUCUACAAUGAGAGGAUUUUUCUUAUGGACUAAACUAGAAAGAUAUCCUGCUUUCCAGAAGUGUGUGGCUUUUGAACUGACACAAGCAGUUCCCCUUGGGAUUGGUUUUGAGUUCCCCUCGUGGUAUCACUCCAGUUUGCCUAAUUCAGGGACUAGAGCAAACCUGCUGCUGAAGGCUCCCUGGUGAUGCUUUGUCUCACUGUUGAGGGGAGCAUCCUGCAACUGCUUAGUCUUAAGCCCUGAUCACUUUUGGGGUAUCUUUGAAGGGGGUUCAGUCUCCAGCACCCAGCCCUCCCCUUAGUCUUGCCAGGGAAGUCCUAGUUUUCAGCCACAAACUUCAGGAAAUUUAUGCCCCCAAGCAUUGUUCCUGGCCCUGGAUGUUUUGGGCUCCUGAGGGCUAGGGAUUU
Messenger RNA from Miniopterus natalensis, 4580 nucleotides. It is a transcript of the gene DNAAF9, whose product is annotated as dynein axonemal assembly factor 9. The record is from RefSeq and is a predicted model, not a curated record. Lineage: Eukaryota; Metazoa; Chordata; Mammalia; Chiroptera; Miniopteridae.